AUCUCGCACAUAAAGACAUCAAGGAGCCUCCACAUCAUGUGCCACAUUCCAGUCUUCUGUUGGAUUUCUGCAAUAGUCCUUGAACACAUGUUGAAACAUAAGAGAGAAGAGAUGCCCAAGACUCUGACUGAGAUGUACAUUCACCUUGUGGUGUUUCAUACUAAACAGAAGAAUGAAAAGUAUCUUGGGAAAGAAGAGACAGGUCCAGACUGGAAUAAAGAGAGCAUUCUGUCACUGGGAAAACUGGCAUUUCAACAGCUUGUGAAGGGCAAUCUGAUUUUCUAUGAAGAAGACCUGAAAGUGGCUGGCAUUGAUGUCAAUGAAGCCUCAGUGUACUCAGGAUUGUGCACACAGCUCUUUAAAGAGGAAUGUGGUCUGUACCAGGACAAGGUGUACUGCUUCGUGCAUCUGAGCAUUCAGGAGUUUCUGGCUGCUGUAUAUGUGUUCCUCUCAUUCAUCAACAACAAUGAGAAUCUAAUGGACAAACCUCAAUCAACGUCCAGGAACCUUUUUGCUCUGUUCAGAAACAAGCCUGAAGUUACUUUCUACAAGAGUGCUGUGUAUAAAGCCUUACAAAGUGAGACAGGAAACCUGGACCUUUUCCUCCGCUUCCUUCUGGGCCUCUCACUGGAGUCCAAUCAGAAGCACUUACGAGGUCUACUGACAAUGACAAGAAGAAGCUCACAGAGCCAUGAAGAAACAGUCAAGUACAUCAAGGAGAAGAUCAGGGAGAAUCCCUCUCCAGAGAGGUGCAUCAAUCUGUUCCACUGUCUGAAUGAACUGAAUGACCGUUCUCUAGUGGAGGAGAUCCAAAGCUACCUGAGCUCAGGAAAUCUCUCAGAAGCCAAACUGUCACCUGCACAGUGGUCAGCUCUGGUCUUUGUGUUGCUGACAUCAGAAAAGGAGGUGGAUGUGUUUGACCUGAGGAAA
Messenger RNA from Salmo salar (Atlantic salmon), 930 nucleotides. RefSeq names its product NLR family CARD domain-containing protein 3-like. The record is from RefSeq and is a predicted model, not a curated record. NCBI's taxonomy places the organism in Eukaryota, Metazoa, Chordata, Actinopteri, Salmoniformes, Salmonidae.